AUGGACAUGUCUUCCGCCUCGGCGGAUGGUAUGGCCUCUUGGAAGCCGUACCUGCACACCUCGCUCUUCUCCUCCUUCACCUCCGUCGACGAGCCGUUUCUCUUUCCCACCUUCCGCAUCCGCAGCCUCGCCACAUUUCUAGCCGCUGCACUCGUCACAUUCAUCCUCGCCCUCGCCGAACGAUUCCUCACCCACAUCUCUUCAACCCUAUCUGCGACGCCCAGGACACGCAUCUGGCUCGGUGCCGCAGUGUACUUUGCCGCGACGUUGAUGCGGUACAUCCUCAUGAUCGUCGCCAUGGGCAUGGACUGGUUCCUGCUUCUCAGCGCCGUCUCGGGUCUCACCAUCGGAAACGCGCUGAUCGAGUGGCACAAAAGCCCGACGAAAAGGAGGGUACACGAGGAACACGUCGAACUCCUCCCCAAUGAGGACGGAGACGGUCACAAACAUGAUGAUUAG
Messenger RNA from Moesziomyces antarcticus, 459 nucleotides. RefSeq lists its product as uncharacterized. The record is from RefSeq and is a predicted model, not a curated record. Bases 1 to 459 code for a protein of 152 amino acids. The transcript has a single exon. Lineage: Eukaryota; Fungi; Basidiomycota; Ustilaginomycetes; Ustilaginales; Ustilaginaceae.